Messenger RNA from Wallemia mellicola CBS 633.66, 2126 nucleotides. Its product is annotated as mitochondrial outer membrane translocase receptor TOM70. The record is from RefSeq and is a predicted model, not a curated record. Lineage: Eukaryota; Fungi; Basidiomycota; Wallemiomycetes; Wallemiales; Wallemiaceae. The transcript has 2 exons. Bases 56 to 1759 code for a protein of 567 amino acids. Gene Ontology annotation, molecular function: protein binding.
GUAGAUUAUUAUAUUAUAUAAUAUAGCGAUAUCACCUACUUUCUCAGUAUCCAUCAUGAGUAGCAGUACUUCAAAAAUCGCUGACUGGGCGUCAAAGAAUAAGAAUUUGAUUAUUGCAGCUACAGCUGUUACAGUAGUAGGUGGUGCAGCUGCUACUUACUACUAUCAGUCUUCUACUGGCGUCUCUACAACUUCCGAGAAGAAGAAGAAGUCGAAAUCAAAGAACAGAAAGAAGAAGUCAGCUAACAAUGGCCCUAGUCCAGCUAAUGAGCCACUCUUGGAAGAACUCAGCCUCGAAGACCGCAACAAGGUCGCACAAGACUACAAAUCGAAGGGUAACAAACUCUAUCAGCAGCACGAAUGGAUUGAAGCUGCGAACAGCUACAGCAAAGCUAUAGAGAGUGCCACAAAGCCAGAAGCUGUUUUCUAUUCCAACAGAGCCGCCUGCUAUAACAACCUCGGUCGCUACGAAGAAACCGUUAACGACUGCAACGAGGCACUCAAACUCGACAGCGAGUACGUUAAAGCCCUUAACAGACGUGCACAAGCUCAGGAGCAACUCGGUAAGCUCACAGAAGCACUCAAUGACUUCACAGCCGCCACAAUCAUUGAUCAAUUCCGCAACGAAAGUGCAUCAAAGUCCGUAGAAAGAGUACUUAAGAAGGUCGCAGAAGCUAAGGCUAAGCUUAUUUUACAGUCACGUGGUGAAAAGCUCCCACAAAUAUCCUUCAUUCAAGCUUACCUUAAUGCAUUCAGAGAACGCACUCCAACUGCCAUCCCUGAUGAUUCACCUGCUGGUGACUUAGACUUGAAGGAGGCAUUCAAUGCUUCAGAAGCUAAGGAUUUCAAACUUUCAAGAACAAAGGUUGAAGAAUCUCUCAGCAAGGGUCUCAGCUCAACCCAACUUGAAGCUGAAGCUUUGAACUUACGCGGUACUUUCUACUUCUUGUUGAACAACCCAGUCAAAGCUAUAGCAGAUUUGGAGAAAUCUGUAGAAUUAUGGCCAGAAUUCUCCCAAUCUUGGGUCAAAGCUGCUAGCGUAUACAUGGAAUUAGCCAACCCACAAGCGGCAUUCAAGGCAUUCGAUACCGCAAUUGAGAAGAACCCAGUUGAUGCUGAUGCAUUCUACCAUAGAGGACAAGUUUACUUCAUUUUAUCUGAUUUCAAUAAAGCCAUCGAAAACUAUGAAAAGUCUGUUGAAAUUGAUGAUAGUUUCCCAUUAGCACAGAUUCAAUUGGCCGUUGCACAAUAUAAGAAUGGUAAUAUCGCGAAGGCUAUGGUUAUCUUUAGAUCAUCGAUCAAAAAAUUCCCAGCCAAGUCUGACGUAUACACCUAUUAUGGUGAAUUGUUGAUGGAUCAAGGUAAAUUUGAGGAGGCUGUUGAAAAGUUCGACAAGGCUAUUGAACUUGAUGGAGAUAAGUAUCCUGUAAAUGUAUUACCAAAGAUCAACAAAGCUUUGGCAAUCUUCCAAUGGAAGCAAGACUUCGCGGGUGCAGAAAGUCUAGUUAGAGAAGCUGUUGCAUCAGAUCCAGAGAAUGACGUUGCAAUUGGUACAUUAGCACAAUUAUGUCUCCAGCAAGGCAAAAUUGAUGAAGCUAUCGAAGCAUUCGAAAAAUCAGCACAAGUUUCAAGAACUGAACCAGAGUUAGUUAAUGCAAUCACCUAUGAGAACGCCACAAGAGCUCAAGCUCAUUUUAUCAAGAACCACCCAAGUGCAGCAGCAAAGUUAGGUCCAUUAGCGCAAUCAAUGGGUGCAUAAAAUUUUUAUCAUUAUGUCACAAAAUAAUAUAAAUCACCGCUUUUUCCUUUAAACCCCAAAUAAUGAAGAAGCUCUAUUAGAUUACAUUUUUGAUAAGAAAAGAAAGGUAUUUGCCAAUCUAAAAGUACUUUCCAAACAUUGGAAUCAAUGUUUGAGCGAGUGUGUAAGAGAAAACUAAUUUUGGACCGACGACGAGGAUCUUUGGUGUCAAACCCUUGAAGAACGCUGAUGGACCUUCAUUCUUGAUGAUAUCCUUGAUGACAGUAACACCUGACGUGUUUGUCUCGAAGUUUGCUUGUUGAAUACGUGUCUUGACAACGUCUAAUGGGGCUGCGACAGUAAUUGAGGAGACAGCACCACCGAUGGA